AUGAGGUCAAUGGUGUGGGAACCACCGCUCUCUCUGCCCCGACUAGCACGAAGGACGAACAUCCCCACGCACUCAUUGACUACUGUGUCACUUUCCCGGAAGACAUUCGAUAUAUCGAACGGCCGACCACCCAGCAUGUCGAGCGGUAAGAUGAAGGCUCUCCAUUAUGAUGGACCUUUCAAAGUCAGCGUGAAAGAGAUUGAUAUGCCGAAGAUCCAGCAUCCAGACGAUGCUAUCAUCAAGGUUACAACGACAUGCAUCUGCGGUAGCGACCUGCACAUGUAUGAGGGAAGGACAUCAGCGGUGUCAGGCCUCGUUUUCGGCCACGAGAAUCUUGGGGUGAUCACCGAGGUCGGUUCCGGAGUGACCUUGCUGAAGGAGGGUGAUCGCAUCGUGCUUCCAUUCAAUGUCGCAGACGGCCGCUGCAGAAAUUGCGAAGAAGGAAAGACAGCCUUCUGUACCGGCGUGAAUCCGGGGUUCGCUGGAGGGGCCUACGGCUAUGUAGCUAUGGGUCCUUACCAAGGAGGCCAGGCACAAUACCUCCGGGUACCAUACGCCGACUUCAACGGUCUCAAGCUACCACCAGGAACAGAGCACGAGGCUGACUUUGCGUUGCUAGCGGAUAUAUUCCCGACCGGGUGGCAUGGCCUCGUACUGGCAGGAUUCAAACCUGGCGAGAGCGUGGCAGUCUUCGGCGCCGGACCCGUUGGUCUCAUGGCAGCAUAUUCGGCUGUCAUCCGGGGCGCUUCAAGAGUGUUCGUGGUUGACCAGGUCAAGGAGCGGCUGGACCAGGCCGCCAAGAUCGGAUGCACACCAAUCAACUUCCGAGACAGCGACCCAGUGAAGCAAAUCAUCGAGAAGAAUGGUGAUAUGGUCGAUCGCGCUGUAGACGCCGUUGGUUAUCAGGCCGUUGACAGGGACGGCAGCAAAGAACAGCCAAACAUCGUUCUCGAUCAGCUCAUAAUGGUCACCAGACCGUGCGGUGGUUUAGGAAUCCCUGGUCUAUACGUGCCAGCUGAUCCUGGAGCCCCGGACGAGAAGAGUGGAAAGGGUCAGAUACUUCUGUCAUUUGGCAAGCUGUUCGAGAAAGGCCUUUCGUUAGGUACAGGGCAGUGCAAUGUGAAGGCGUACAACCGCUACCUGAGGGACCUGAUCAUCAGCGGCCGUGCGAAGCCAUCGUUUGUCGUCUCACACGAACUUGGCUUGGAAGAUGCGCCAAUGGCGUACGACAAGUUCGACAAGCGUAUCGAAGGAUACUCGAAGAUCCUGCUUCACCCGAACGGUCCUCUUUUAUGA
Fulvia fulva is the source of this 1296-nucleotide messenger RNA. RefSeq lists its product as uncharacterized. Bases 1 to 1296 code for a protein of 431 amino acids. The record is from RefSeq and is a predicted model, not a curated record. Lineage: Eukaryota; Fungi; Ascomycota; Dothideomycetes; Mycosphaerellales; Mycosphaerellaceae. The transcript has 9 exons.